CUGCUGCUGCUGCUGCUGCUGCUGCUGUGUUUUGGACUGACCCUAGUCUCUGUCCGUGCAGAAGAAGCUAGUUCUAUGGGAAGGAAUCUUAAUGUAGAAAAGAUUAAUGGGGAGUGGUUUUCUAUUCUCCUGGCCUCUGACCAAAGAGAAAAGGUAGAAGAACAUGGCAGCAUGAGACAUUUUCUGGAGCACAUCCAUUUCUUGGAGAAUUCCUUAGCUUUUAAACUCCAUACUUUUUACCUUAUAGAUGAAGAGUGCUCCGAAAUAUUUUUGGUUGCUGACAAAACAGAAAAGACUGAUGAAUAUUCUGUGACAUAUGAUGAAUUCAAUACAUUUACUAUACUUAAGACAGACUAUGAUAAUUAUGCUAUGUUUCAUCUCAGGAUGGGAAAAACCUUCCAGCUUAUGGAACUCUUUGGCCAAGGACCAGAUUUGAGUGAAGACAUUAAGGAAAAGUUUGCAAAACUAUGUGAGGAGCAUGGAAUCCUUAGAGAAAAUAUCAUUGACCUAUGCAAUGCCA
Messenger RNA from Mus caroli (Ryukyu mouse), 520 nucleotides. Its product is annotated as major urinary protein 4-like. The record is from RefSeq and is a predicted model, not a curated record. Gene Ontology annotation, molecular function: odorant binding; small molecule binding. Lineage: Eukaryota; Metazoa; Chordata; Mammalia; Rodentia; Muridae.